GUCAUUACUGGAGGUCAUUAUGAUGUUGACUGUCGGUUGGAAGAUCCUGAUGGCAUUGUAUUGUACAAAGAGAUGAAGAAACAAUAUGAUAGUUUCACGUUUACUGCAUCCAGAAACGGAACAUACAAAUUCUGCUUCAGCAACGAAUUCUCUACUUUCACACACAAAACUGUGUACUUUGAUUUCCAGGUUGGAGAAGAUCCGCCACUGUUUCCUAGUGAGAACAGGGUAACUGCACUUACCCAGAUGGAGUCUGCGUGUGUUUCAAUUCAUGAAGCUUUGAAGUCUGUCAUCGAUUAUCAGACUCACUUCCGCUUGAGGGAAGCUCAGGGCCGCAGCAGAGCAGAGGAUUUAAACACGAGGGUGGCCUACUGGUCAAUAGGGGAAGCAAUCAUUCUUCUUGUUGUUAGCGUCGGGCAGGUGUUUCUCCUCAAAAGCUUCUUCUCAGAUAAAAGAACCACAACAACCCGUGUUGGAUCAUAACUGGUAGUGGUAAUGCUUCAGAUCAUUGUGUGCUACUCAUCUGUAAAAAUUAACUCUUCUCCAAUUAAUUGUAGGUACAAAAGAUCUGAAUAUAUGCAACAUUCAAAUGUGUCUGUUCCUCAUCCCUUAAAAAUCACAAAACAGACCCCAAAAAUUAUGAGACACACAUG
This is a messenger RNA of Cariama cristata (Red-legged seriema), 653 nucleotides long. RefSeq names its product transmembrane emp24 domain-containing protein 7. The record is from RefSeq and is a predicted model, not a curated record. The annotation marks the transcript as partial. The transcript has 2 exons. Lineage: Eukaryota; Metazoa; Chordata; Aves; Cariamiformes; Cariamidae. Gene Ontology annotation, biological process: Golgi organization; intracellular protein transport; endoplasmic reticulum to Golgi vesicle-mediated transport. Gene Ontology annotation, cellular component: Golgi apparatus; endoplasmic reticulum-Golgi intermediate compartment; endoplasmic reticulum.